UGCAGCCUACUAGGUCAAACGGGCACGAGAGUGCAUUUGAGGAAGUGUGUUGAUUGAGAGUGUAGUAACGAUGUAGUAAAUUAUUAAAUAUAUUUAUAUCAGAUUUAUAUUUUUAGAGGCUGGUCAGAGUGAGGUGAGUGCGUAAAAGAAGAAGACAGAGCAGUUUUUGAUUACCUGGAGUGGGAGAGUACACCUGUGCAUAAUGUCCUUGUUCAGCACAGGGGUGCUGGUCCUCACCUCCCCUCUCCACACCCUCCCUCUCCGCUUCGCUCCUGUCCUUAAAUCCGCCGCUAAGCUGGUGGAGCGCACCCUGUAUGUUCAUCUCCACCCAGGCCUCAACCUAGGGACAGGUGGUGCGCCUCGUCCAGUCUUCAUUCCCCCGUCCGCGGAUCUCCCGGGCCUCAUAUCACGCCUGUACAGUAAUGCAGCAGACGUCUGUGCUCACCUGGACGUCCGGCUGCUUCUUGCUAACAUCUGUGCACAGCAGGACUCGAGCCUCGACCCUUUCCCCUCUCCUCAGACACUUUCUCAAUCUCCAGAGGUUGUCAUGACAGAUUUCCCCAUAAAGGACCCGGGGCAGACGUCUCUGGUGGCUCGGUGCCUGCAGGUUUACGCCAGAAGCUGCUACGUGUGCUCUCCCAGCGUUUCCUCCGUCGUCUUGUGGCCACAGCUGAAGGAAGCGAUGGAAGAGCAGGAGGAUAACUGGAAGAAAAACGAUACGCAGCCUUUAGAGACAUUCAGAGACGUGGUAGUGGGCGGAACCUUCGAUCGUUUGCACAGCGCACACCGGACCCUGUUGAAUACUUGCUGCUUGAUGGCGAACAGGCGUUUUCUGAUAGGAGUGUGCGACCAGGAGCUGCUUAAAAGUAAGGUGUUAAAGGAGCUGAUCGAACCGUACAACAGGCGUGUAGAGAAGCUCCACGAGUUCCUGAACGACGUCAAACCAUCCCUGCGGUACGAAAUCGUCCCCCUGUCCGACCCCUUUGGCCCAUCCGUCAGCGAUGCUGAGCUGCAGUGCAUCGUGGUUAGCGAGGAGACGAGGCGGGGCGGCGAGGCCGUCAACAGGAAACGAGUAGAAAAUGGGCUAGCAGAGCUGGUGCUGUAUGAAAUUUCUUUGAUUAAAGACGCACAUCAUGCAGACAUCGAGGAGGAGAAGAUCAGCUCAUCGAGCCUGCGCACUCGCCUGCUGGGCACGCUCCUCGUCCCUCCUACGCCUCGCCCCGCUCUCUCCCAGGUCCCGUACGUGAUCGGCCUGACGGGAGGCAGCGGAAGUGGGAAGAGCUCCAUCGCUCUGAAACUGGAAGGACUUGGAGCCGCACGGAUCGAUGCGGAUCAGCUCGGCCACGAAACCUACCAACCUGGCACGGCUGCCUAUCACAGGAUAGUGCAGGAGUUUGGCACAGAUAUCGUGAAGGAGGAUGAGACCAUUGAUAGGCGUGCCCUGGGGAGGAAGGUGUUCGGAAAUAAGGAACGGUUAAAAGCCCUAACUGAUAUAGUGUGGCCUGAGAUUGCACUUCUUGUGAAAGAAAGAGUCCAGCAAGCUAAAGAAGAUGGGAAGCGAGUGUGUGUGCUGGAUGCUGCAGUUCUGUUGCAGGCAGGAUGGACAGAAAUGGUUCAUGAGGUCUGGGUGGCCAUUAUCCCUGAGGAAGAGGCCAUGCGGCGUAUCGUGCAGCGGGAUGGGGUGAGUCAGGAGGAUGCACUGAGGAGAUUACAGAGUCAGUGGUCUAAUGUCCAGCUGGUGGAGCAAGCCAACGUGGUCCUGUGUACACUGUGGGAGCCGGAUGUCACUCAGAGACAGCUAGAAAAAGCCUGGAAUUUACUUCAAGUCCGGAUACAGCAGAAAACAGAAGAAGCUGAAUUUCAACCCUGAGAUGAUCGUUUUCUACACACACACUUCACUGGUUAACGCUUCAGACUUUGAAUAGAGUUUUUCUUAGCCAAGUGUUUAUGAUCAAGUUGCUUGCGCUAGAGUCAAUGCUUUGCACAAAUCAACUCAGUGGUCUGAUUUUUUUUUUCCCCCACAAGUGGCUCUUAAAGACUUACCCCGUUAAGAGAGGAAUUUCUUGACCUUUAACGCAAUUUUAUGGAUGUGUUAUUUUUACUUAGUCACCCCAAUGCCACACGGCUGAUGACUUAUGUCUUAUUUCUAGUAAUUGUUUCUUUAGCAUUUGACUGAUUUUCACUACAUUGUACCAAACACUUUUUGGAAACACUUUUGAACGGUUUCAUAAAACAGCAGAAUAAAUCAAGUUGUGAAAACAUUACAGUCUGAAUCACAUCCUUCAACAUGUGGGCUAAUAAAACACACUACUGCGGUUUUUGAACACGAUACACAGCGUCCAGCUUGUAGCCCGAGAGCUGAAUCUUUCUGCUGUUCCUCAUCUGAAGAGUGAGAGUCUGGGAGAUGUUUCCGUCAUGACAAAGAGCCAGAAGUUCCACAUCAGGGAUCGAGAGUAAAAAAAAAUUCAUGAGGCGAAUUCAAUUCUUUAUUAAAUAAAAAUCUUUACACUGUCA
Molecule: messenger RNA, 2514 nt
Organism: Hemibagrus wyckioides
Lineage: Eukaryota; Metazoa; Chordata; Actinopteri; Siluriformes; Bagridae
Gene: coasy
Product: CoA synthase
Exons: 10
Coding region: 203-1870 (555 amino acids)
Biological process (GO): coenzyme A biosynthetic process
Molecular function (GO): pantetheine-phosphate adenylyltransferase activity; dephospho-CoA kinase activity; ATP binding
Source: RefSeq, a predicted model, not a curated record